AUGGUAUCUUCUAGCACAGCAUUCAGCUCCGGACAGCAUGCACUUCCAGAUCUUGGCGAUCUCCACCACUUUGUCAUGGGUGUGGCCGCCAACCACGUCGACAUACCAAAGAUUCCUUCCGCGUUCAUCGGCCCUGCUCGUCCUACCUCUACAUAUCUUGGCGAGGAGACCGUCCUAGCUGGUCCAUCGAGCGAGACCGCCGUUCCGAUUAUGUUCCGCUGUGUAUGGGGGCCCGGCAACCACUCUCGCCACGUGCUCGUCAGAAUGAAGCCUUCCGUAUCAGAACAGGCUCUCGGACUCCGCUUGUGCCAACGUUUAAACAUCCCGACUACAGGAGCCGUGACUAUAGAGCCGGUGAUCAAGUGGAUACCGGGAUUGAUGCCUUAUACAAGUGGUAUAGACAAAGGCAAGCCUCUCUCGAACAAUCCGCUCGUGACCGUACCUCGCGCUAACUGGCUUUUAGUCUUACUUUUUGCAGAGGUGGUACAGGCGCUCGGCUCCAGUCUGAGCGGCAUUGUUGACCUCGACCUCCUCAUCUGCGACAGGUAA
Molecule: messenger RNA, 549 nt
Organism: Letharia lupina
Lineage: Eukaryota; Fungi; Ascomycota; Lecanoromycetes; Lecanorales; Parmeliaceae
Exons: 1
Coding region: 1-549 (182 amino acids)
Source: RefSeq, a predicted model, not a curated record